Messenger RNA from Hymenoscyphus albidus, 1361 nucleotides. NCBI's taxonomy places the organism in Eukaryota, Fungi, Ascomycota, Leotiomycetes, Helotiales, Helotiaceae. The record is from the annotation of a GenBank genome assembly.
CAACUCCAAGGUUGGGACAUUUUCAUUACCUCGUCCUUCUCAUCCACAAUGCAAGAUACACAACGAGAGACCACGAUGGGACAGAAAGUAGACCCUGGGGUAGAUGAAUUGGGAUCCUUUACUCAGGUUUGUGUUUUCCUGCCUUUUAUUAAUGUUUGCUGAUAUAUUGUUAGGAGCUUGGUGGUCUCAAGGCUGAAUUCAGGUUCCUCACCUUGCCGUUGGAAAUUCGAAUGAUGGUGUAUCGAUUACUUCUUGUCUCCGAUGAGCCUAUUCCGGACUCGAGCCAACUCCGGUGUGUGGAAUACGCGGGGAUUUAUCCGGCGAUCCUCCGCACAUGCCGACAGGUUCUGAACGAGGCUGGAACCAUGCUUUAUGCUGAGAAUGUCUUCACUUUUGGGUUGGAGCCAGAGCAGGAUCAAGAGUUUGGAUGGUUUAGCGCGUGUAUCUACACUUUUGGGAGACAGAUGUCGGCCACACUUAGAGCCAGGCUACAGGACAUGAAGAAGGUGCGGAUUGAGGUCGACAAAGUGCCACGUUAUGAGUCUGAUGUCCGGGAAUAUGAAUAUCACCUGGGGGAUGCGAUCGAGGUUUUACUUAGAAUACCGUUGGACUACUUGUUCGUAGGACUCCAUUAUAAAGGCUGGACUGCAGGAAUUGUAAGUGUUCUUCGAGUUUUUUGAUGCCCCCUUUCUGCCCUCACCUCCUCUUUCCUCAAACAUGCUUCAAGACAAUACUAAUUCUGAGGUCCCCUACAGUCCGAGGCUCUGCAGCCAUUUACCGCUCUCCGAGGCAUUACUGAGCUUGUCCUCGAGGAUUUUCCGGAGGGUUACGAGCAAUAUCUUUGAUGGAAGAUCAAUGGCGAUUACCCAAGUAAUCCUCUAGUGAUCACGUAUGAUACGUUGGUCGCUGGAGCAGGUCACUUAGAUAUAUGCAGAGAUGAUAUUAGAGGCGUAUAUCAGGCGAUGAACGACAAUGACGAAUUGAAAGUUAAGCUCUGCAGAGAUGAAAUACUUCGCAAAAUUGACGAGCAGAUUGCUGAAUUGGUUAAAGCGAAGACAGAUAUUUGCAAAAAUGGUGUAGAGAGAUCUUGACGAGUUUCUUUUGGGGGUUAUAUUCGGAUCCUUCCUCGCUGCUCACCUUGUCUAGUACUAAUGCAUCACAGGGCGAGUGAAUUGAAACAGGUUGGCAAUUCGCGGCAUGUAAGAAAUGAAAUCUCGGGAGUGUGCAUAGCAGAUCAUUGUUCUAAAUCUAUCGGGAUAAUAAGUGGGAAUGGGCUCCGAUACAUACAGGUGUGUAUUUACUGAUCGGAUAUGGGAAAGCCAUAGCGUGUUUUGAAAGGGGUCAGUGGAUCAGAGAAUUUU